Molecule: messenger RNA, 3483 nt
Organism: Mytilus trossulus (common blue mussel)
Lineage: Eukaryota; Metazoa; Mollusca; Bivalvia; Mytilida; Mytilidae
Exons: 2
Coding region: 1-3483 (1160 amino acids)
Source: RefSeq, a predicted model, not a curated record
AUGAUUGACCGUAAAGUUCUUUAUGACCUACACGAUUUGCUAAAUGAAAUUCAGGCUUUGAAAACACUCCGAGAAUAUAGUGUGAUAUUUUCAUACUUAGACUCCUCACUAGGCAUUAGACCAAUAGUUCAAAAACUGCCAAAGUUUAUUCAAGAUAAAUGGAUCACACGAGUGGUGAAUUAUAAGAAGCAGAACCAAGUGAUUUUCCCGCCUUUUAGCGAGUUCUUAAAAUUCAUUGGUGAAAUAAGUGUUAUUCGAAAUGACCCAAGUCUCCUUUUUGAAACACCUAUGAAUCAGUCAACAAGAAAACCAAGUUACAAUAAACCACAAAACACUAUGUACAAACAAAAAGAUCAGCAUCUUAUAACGGCAAAUAAGAUGGAGGUAAAUUCUACUCCUGUAACAAAGUCAAACUCAAACUCAACACAUGCCUGUUUGAUUCACAUUGGAGCCAAACACACCAUUAAUGAGUGUAAAGCUUUCCGGAGCAAAAGUUUAGAAAACAGAAAGACUCUGCUUCGAAGUCAUAACAUUUGUUUACGUUGUUGCGAUACUUCAGACCAUUUUGCAAACCGUUGUCGGGCUCAGAUACAAUGUGACAUAUGCAAAGCGUCAACUCAUUGCACUGCUCUUCAUAUAGACUUUAACAAUAAUAAUGCAGAAAUUAACAAUAACUCAAAUCAAAGAACUGGUAAUGCUGCACCAAAGCAUGGCGAGAUAACACCAGCAGAAGUAAGCUCUCGUUGUACCGAGAUUUGUGGUAUUCCCAGCUUUACAGGCAAAUCAUGCGCAAAAAUUCUUCCAGUGCGAAUAUUUCCGGAAGGACAAUCGGACAAAGCUGUACUCGCAUAUGCAAUGUUUGAUGACCAAAGCAAUAGGACUCUAGGAAAAACUUGUUUGUUUGAUAGCUUAUCUGUUGAAUCUGAAACAAUCGAAUACAAGAUGGAAUCAUGUGCCGGAAGGUCGACAAGUAGUGGACGGAUUGUAGGAGGACUGGUAGUUGAAAGCGUCAGUAACAAUCUGCAAAUGAAAUUACCACCUGUUAUAGAAUGUGACAAUAUUCCAGACAAUCAAACUGAAAUUCCGACACCGGAUGUUGCUCGCCAUUACCCACACUUGCAUGACAUUGCUCAUCAAUUACAUAAACGCGACGCUUCUAUGAAAAUAAUGUUACUGAUAGGCCGUGACCUUUCAAGUGCUCACCACGUUCUUGAACAAAAGUUAGGACCUCCACGGUCACCUUUUGCACAACGUUCACCACUAGGCUGGACUAUCAUUGGUGAUGUUUGUCUCUUUGGACAACAUUGUCCUUCAUCAGCGGAGUGUGAUCAGAAUUUCAUCAUAGAUAAUGGGCGCCCUACGAGUUUGAAACCAUGUGAACAAAAUAUUAACGUUCGAAAAACAUUCAUCAGAAGUGAACAACCCCAAUUGACAAAAUAUAACAUUUUCGAAACAACUAGUCACGACAAUAAGCCCGGACUGUCAAUUGAAGAUCGUAAAUUUCUAGACAUAAUGGACAAAGAAUUUCGCCUAGACUUUGAUGGUAAAUGGGUAGCGCCUUUAUCUUUUGGUUCACCACAUAAUACUAUGCCAGACAAUUAUCUGCUUGCGCUUAAUCGUGCCAGAUCUCUGGAUGCUUCACUGCAUAGGAAUGAAACAAAGAAGCAGCAUCUACUCGAAUUCAUGCAGAAAAUUAUUGACAAUCACCAUGCUGAAAUUGCCCCGUAUCUACCUCCUGAUAGAGAACGUUGGUACCUUCCAUUAUUCGGGGUAUAUCACCCUCGCAAGCCAGAGCAAAUUCGCGGCGUCUUUGACGCAUCUGCAAAAUUCAACAAUGUUUCACUGAAUGACCAGCUGCUUCAAGGUCCUGAUCUCAUCAACAGUCUUCUCGGAAUACUUAUUCGAUUUAGAAAAGAGAUGGUAGGAGUAGUCGCUGAUAUCCAGCAAAUGUUCCAUUCGUUCCUGGUACAGGAAGAACAUAGAGAUUUCCUCAGAUUUCUAUGGCACAAAGAUAAUGUGAUUGAAAACCCACUUGUUACUUACCGUAUGCGUGUACAUGUCUUUGGGAAUCGACCUUCGCCCUCAAUAGCUAUGUAUGGAUUACGUCGAAUAGGAGAAUUAGCCACUGAAUCUCAUGGUGACGAUGUGAAGAAUUUUAUAAACAAUGAUUUCUAUGUUGAUGAUGGCUUGAAGUCUUGCCCGUCAAGCCAAGAUGCUAUAGACUUGAUUCUAAAAACCCAAGAAGCCAUGAAAAUGCAUGGAAAUCUGCGACUUCAUAAAUUUGCGUCCAAUAGCAAAGUUGUUAUGAAUGCGUUGGAACCCGGAGACUUAGCAAAGGGACUCGUGGAUAUGGACUUUGAGAAAGACUCACCUACUCAGCGUAGCCUAGGUCUGCUGUGGGAUUUAGGAUCCGAUACCUUUAAAUUCAGCAUCUCUAAUGAAACUAAAUCAGCAACGCGUAGAGGCAUACUCUCAGUUGUUAAUAGUCUUUACGACCCAAUGGGAUUUAUCUCCCCAAUAACUGUGCAAGCUGUGUGUUACCUUCAUGUUAGUUAUUCGGAUGAUUCUACUUCUACUGGAUUCGUGCUAGGUAAAGCCAAGGUUGCUCCAGCGAAAUGUACCACCAUUCCAAGACUAGAACUCUGUUCUGCAGUGCUAGGGGUUGAAAUUGCUCAGAUUGCAGUGGAUCACUUGCAGAUCAAUAUUGAUAACAUCAAAUAUUUCAGUGAUAGUCGAGUAGUCUUAGGCUAUAUUAACAAUGAAAAGAGACGCUUUUUUGUUUACGUAGCCAACCGUGUUGCAAGGAUCAGAAGUUAUAGCGAACCUACUCAAUGGCUCUAUGUUCGUUCUGAAAAGAACCCUGCAGAUAUAGGAACUAGAGGUAUUCAUCCCGCAGACUUACAGAAUAGUCUCUGGCUACAUGGGCCAAGCAGAAUCGAAGCACCUAAUGUAUCUUUGGAUAAAGAUUCCGACUUCUCACUCAUUCAGCCAGAUGUUGAUGUGGAAAUCCGUUCGAACAAAGUUGAUAUUGAGAAUGUUAAACCGAAUGGUCUUGGCAACAGUGUAUUUGAGAAAUUCUCUGAUUGGAAUAGAUUGAAUUUUGCCUUAGCUACAGUUCGAAAAUUCAUUCGGCGUCAUUUAAAUUUGAAGCGAUCAGAUGGCUCAAAGAACAUGGACAAUGUUGAACUGCUGCACAACACAGAGCAGCUUGUUCUAAGAGAGGUACAGCAGCAAUUUUAUGAAAGUGAAUUAAAUGAUAUUCGUGACUCAAAGCCUCUAAACAAACACAGUUCUAUCGUACAACUGGAUCCAUUUAUCGGCAAUGAUGGGCUCCUACGUGUAGGUGGACGCUUGAAACAUAUUAAAUUUGAUUUUUCCUUCAAGAAUCCUAUCAUCUUACCUGCAAAACAUCAUGUUACAACUCGUAUCGUCCGUAAAUACCAUGAAGAUGUGAAACAUCAGGGAUCGACGCCAUUUUACUGA